UGAUAAAAUUUAGAAACGAUUGUCCGAUUCACAAAUGAGUUAGCAAACCUCGUUAAUCAUUGAUAAACUUAUUAUUCACUAGAUAGACUUUUAAACUUUCAUAAACCUAUUGGAAUAGUCCAAAAGUUACAAUACCGAACGAUACUAACACAAAAAUGCGUUAAAAUAUUUGUUUUGUUUUGUUUUGACUAUGAAAAUCUUCUGACACUAUGAAGGUCGUUUGAUAUUUAUGUGGUUAGUUUAACCAAUCCUCCUACAGUUACAUGUUCAUCUUAACCAACUAAUUCAAUAUAUUAGUGACCUUAACAAAAAAAUCAAUCUAUCGUCUGUUGAAUUGAGUCAGCUUGACAUAUGGAUUUGGAUGCUUUUAAUCGCUCUGAGUGGAACGAUUCUCAACAUCCUCAUACAAGGCAUCGGACAAUGACUUCUAAGAGAUGUCCGGAAAUACCAUCUCCUAAUUCAUCAUCAGGAAGCUCAGCGGAUUCAAGCACAGACAGAUGUACGGAAGAAAACAUGGGAUCUAAAAUGAGUGAGUAUCUUGGACAAUCAGAAACAAAUUUUAAUCAGAUACCGGUCAGUGCACAAGAUAGUUUCUCCGACCACAGUCUGAACAAUUCAGCUGGUCCAUUUUCAAGCCAACAAGGUUAUACAAAUCCUUCUUAUGGCAAUAAUCCAUCUGCUACAUCAUAUCUACCAGGUACAACCUCAUUCAAUAUCGAUUAUGCACGUCAAAUGCAAAGUCCUUAUAUUUCUGGGAAUCCCAAUUCACAAAAUCUCCACACAGAGUAUUGCCCAACUAUACCACCAUCAGGUGGAAGUUCAUUUGGUAGCAACCCAGUGAACACGAAUCAAGGAUCUGUAUAUCCGAUGUUUAACGAUUUCCCUACUCCGAUUUCAUCUCAGUCGAAUGAGUUUUCUGUCUCAUGCAGAGUUUAUGGGUUCGCUGAAUCAGCUCCACUCGAUGAUAUCAUGAAACCAACAUUAACACCUAAAGAAAAUUUCUGUGUUGAACAUGACUGUGAACGUUUAGUGAGUGCUCUGGAUAGAUUAAAGAUAAGAGAAAAAGAAAUCGUUGAAGUAAUGGGUCGUCGACCUGUUGUUCAACGUAUAGCGAUUCUAAAAAAAUAUAAAUCUCUGUAUAAGGACAAUUUAUUCGCCAUAUUUAAUUCUAAAUUAACUGGAUGUUUAAAAGAUUGUUUGAUUGCGUUGUGCUAUACACCAGCAGAAUUUGAUGCAAUAGAACUUCAUAGAGCAAUGAGAGGAACUGAUACUGAUGAAGAUACAAUAAUUGAAAUUCUUUGUACAAGAUCAAAUGAACAAAUCAGAAGAAUUAAGGAUAUUUAUCCAAAAUUAUUCGAUGGUUGUGAUUUGGUGAAUGAUGUAAACAAUCAGAUUACACAUCAAUUCAAACGCAUAUUCAUGACUCUAUUAAAGGCGGAUAGAGAUGAAUUUACAUUUGUAGAUAGAAAUCUUGUACAAAGAGAUGUGGAAGAAUUAUUUAAUAUAAUACAACAAAACAUUAGAAUAGAUGAAUCAAAAGUAAUUGGUGUGAAUUUGAACAAAAUGAUUGAAUAUUGGAGAACAAACUUCAUGAAUGAUUGAAAUGUGUUUGCUUGAAUCAAAACCAUCUGAACAAGCAGGUAGACGGUUAGAACUCAGUACCAUAAAGUGUAAUAUAGGUUGGUCAUAUUACAUACUUUUUAUCGACAUAUUUGUCCCAUUAUCUGAAAAUGACAUCUGUUAAAAAUUAUCUGAUUAAAUGGAUGCAAUGGUCCAACAAAUAAGAAUCAGUUUGAUGCAACAUACAGCUCAGUCUUUCAGCAAACUGUUAGACAUAAUCCUUCUUUUUUCUUUAAACAUACCUGUACAUAUUAGAUUCAUUCUUAUAUUGGCUUCAAGAUCUUAUGCUCACUUACGAGUUGUAUUCAGUGAAUAUAUACGAAUUAGUAAGCAUACUAUGGAAGAUACUUUAAAGUUCAGAAUGCGUGGAAAUACACUCAGUGCUCUACUUUCUAUGGUUCGUUGUAUACAAAAUAAACCACGAUAUUUUGCAGAAAAAUUAUUAAAAGCCAUGCAAUGUGCUGAAACAGCUGAUAAAGCACUUAUACGUAUUAUUGUCAGUCGUUGUGAAAUUGAUUUGAAAAAUAUCAUGAAAGAGUUUUAUAAAAUAACACGAAAAACUUUGGUUGAUUGCAUAGAUGUAAGUGUGAAUAAUAUUUAUUGGAUGAUAAUUUAUUCUAAUUAUUGUCACUUUACUGCAUGUUCAACAUUGAUAUAUUUCUUCUAAAUGACGAAUGGACUGAAAUAAGGCAACUCUUGGAAAACUAAGAGCAAUAGAUUAUCAUUCUGUCCAAUUAUGGGACUGACCCCUCAUCAGUAUGAAUCUGAGAGUCGGUAGUAGAAUACAGAUAUUUCGAUAUCACGCAUAAACCUUUAAAAUCUAGACGUAUGUGACCGGAUCCGAGGAAAUACAAGUCUCAUUUCAAUCAAUCUACAAACUUAUACGGAAAUCUUCAACUGUAUUACAUGAGUACCAACAACAAAACAGAAACAAAUAAAACUCAAUAAUUAGGCAUUCUCAUUGAAGAGUUCCAUAUUUCGACGAAAUAACAGUCCAGUGCUGUCAAAUACUCAUUAGUUGUCUGAAUUGUAUCAAUUCGUGAUUUUGAUCGAGUUCAACUAUCUUCACAAGCCAAAUAUAAUGAAUGAUUUACAUUCCACAGUAAACUUAUUUGCUUUAUAUUGAAAAUUAUUUUUCUGUGUUAAUCUAUAACCCAUGGAAAUCUGUAUGAACAAUAGUGCUGAAUAAUACUGAAAAUUAUUGCUUCAACCAAAUGCUUCUCGAAAAACUUCUAGAUUCAUAUCUAAGGAUGCAUACAU
Messenger RNA from Schistosoma bovis, 2880 nucleotides. NCBI's taxonomy places the organism in Eukaryota, Metazoa, Platyhelminthes, Trematoda, Strigeidida, Schistosomatidae. The record is from the annotation of a GenBank genome assembly.